GGGAGGGUUUGGAGACAGAGCUCUGAAGGGUGUGUUUUAUGUACCACUGCAGAUCCAAGGCAAUAAAACACUUGAGAAAGGGAAGGAGCCAGAGGACAGAGCCGAAAAACAUGCAGAGGUUAAGAGAAGCAGAGAUGGAGACGGGGAUUUAGACGAGGAAAAAAAAACAAAAGGGAUAAAACAACUGCAUACGAGACGGGAGGAGGUAGAGGAAGAGGAGGAACACCUGCAGAGUCGGCUGCAGAAGGAGGGAUUGUGGAAGCGAGCAGCUUCAGGAUCCUCAGUCCGGGACUCGCCUCACACCAAAGAGGCGAACGCUGCGCAGACCAAAUUAAGGCGCGCUGCUGUUGACCCACCGCCGCCCUCCAGCGGGUCUCCCUGGAGAGUGUGUCUGGCCCGGUGCAUAAACUGGGAGGGUCUGUGUUGUCCCAUGUUGAUGAGUGUGUGGGUGUUUUCUGUCACUUUUGAUGGGACAUUAAGAGAUGUGCGUGUCACCGCGUCCGUGGAUGGGCUGUAGGGGGCCAUACUCCCCUCUUCUCCCCCUGAUCCUCCUCCCUUUGUCCUUCCUGCUUGCCCAGGGAGCUAUCAGCAUCCCGGAACACUAUAGCAUACCCACCUUGAAAACGCCUCCCAGGCUGACGGUGGUGCCCCAACCGAUGACGGCCUUUUCUCUGGAGGACAUCAAUUUGGUCUGUGAGGCCACCGGCAACCCGACACCCCAGAUCCGCUGGGUGAAGGACGGGGCCCAGUUCGGCACGGAACGGAAAGGGAUCGGAAAAGUGAACCCCUCGGAGUACGGAGAAACGGUGACCCUGGAAUCCUUUGCUGGCAUCUACCAAUGCUUCGCCUCCAAUGACCUGGGGACCGCCAUGACAUCGGCUGUAAAAGUUAUAGUUGAGCCCUAUCCGAUUGUAGGAAAAGAAAUUGAAAAACUAGAAAAGACAGCGUUUGUAGGAGAGAGCUUCAUCCUGCCCUGCAACCAUCCAAACAGGUCCACUUCUCCUCGGUUCUACUGGCUGGGCACCGGGAUUAUUCACAUUCCGCAAAAUGAGAGAGUGAUGAUGGGCCAGAAUGGAAAAUUGUACUUCGCAAAUCUUGUGGAUUCCGACACCAGAAAUGACUACAACUGCUAUAUUCAGUACGAACAAGCCAGGACUAUUAUCCAUCGGGCUACUGCAAAACUCACCGUCCUGCCGAGUAAUGAUGUCGUUCGUGGAAGAAGACCACAUAUCCUCUACCCUGAAGGCCCCCACACCACAAUGCUGGCCUUCAGGGGCAAAGAGCUCAUCCUCGAAUGUAUCCCCAAAGGCCUACCCACUCCCAGAGUAGAGUGGAAGAAGAUGGAUGGUGAUCUGAAGACCACUAGUGCCAAGCUAAAAGACACUGACCGCCGACUUCACUUCACAAGCAUCACAGAGGAUGAUGAUGGGAUGUACAAAUGUAGAGCGCACAACAUUCAUGGGAAUGCCACACAUUUCUUCAAUGUUACUGUGAAAGCGGCUCCCUACUGGACGAAAGAAGCCCCAGACUUGAAGUAUGCACCAGGGGAGACUGUAAGACUGGACUGUCUGGCCAAGGGGGAUCCCGAGCCCACCAUCACCUGGAGGAUCAACGGCGAACCUCUCACAGCGGUGGAUAAGGAUUCUCGCCGCACCGUAACGAGCAGUGCUCUGAUCCUGAGGGAUGUGACACGUUCGGACACGGCCGUCUAUCAGUGCGAAGCCACAAACACAUAUGGCUCCAUCCUCCAGAACAUCAACCUGUUUGUUGUCGAGCUUCCUCCUCAGAUCCUGUCUUCUGAUGGGAUGGUGUACAAGGUCUUUGAAGGUGAAGACAUCAGCAUGGACUGUGAAUUCUUUGGUGUUCCCCGACCACAUAUCUCAUGGCUGCGUGAGGACGCGCUUCCCCUGCUGUCAGAUGAACGGGUUUCCCUCUUCACCAACGGAACCAUCGGUCUGAUCAACGUCACCCAUGAAGACCAGGGCGUGUACACCUGCUCCGUUGACAACACCAACGUCUCCAUCGCCGCUAACCUGGAGGUCUUCAACCGAACCGUGAUACUGAAAGGUCCCGGGGACGUCCGCGUCCUCAGGGGGGAAACAGCUUUCCUGGACUGCCAGUUCUACAGAGAUCCCCGGCUGCACAGCUUCAAGGUCCACUGGAGGAAAGACGGACACAACCUAAACCUGUUGAUGAAUGACAAGUACACUGUUUUCAAGAAUAACACAUUAAAAGUGAAGAAAGUCCAAAUAAACGACACAGCUACUUACUCUUGCGUGGUCCAGACUGAGCCGCUGAGCCAUGCGAAAGCCACCGGCUCCAUCACUGUAGCAGCUCCACCAGAACCUCCCAGUUCUCUGUCGGUGUCCGUCCUUGAGGACCACAGCGUCACCCUCAGCUGGAUCCCAGGAUCCGCACACAACAGCCCCAUAACAGAGUUCAUCGUGGAAGCCCUGGAGCAUCCCAAGGCAGACAGCAGGAGCCGGGGAUGGCAAAGGUUUGGGGUGAGACCCGGGGACUUCAGUCAUGCCCAGCUCAACCUGCAGCCCUUCUGCACCUACCGCUUCAGAGUUACUGCUAUUAACGAGAUUGGCAAGAGCUCCCCCAGCGAACCCACCCAGGAGCACAUCACACCACCGGCAGUUCCGGAUUUGAACCCCACUAAUGUGCGCACUAAUUCAACAGACCCGGGGAUUCUGGUCAUCACAUGGGACGAGAUAGAGAAGCGCUUCCAUAACGGCCAGGACUUCAAGUACGAGGUGUACUGGCGGGAGGCUGACAAGGAAAACACAGACUGGAAUAGAGCCCAUGUGAAGUCUCCGCCGUUUAUAGUAAAUAACACAGGAACCUUCACACCAUUUGAGAUCAAGGUCCAGGCUGUCAAUGCUCUCGGAUCAGGACCAGCACCGCAGCCGAAGAUUGGACAUUCCGGGGAGGACAUGCCAGAGGAGGCUCCCACCGGAGUUUCCUCCACGGUGACGAACAACACGGUCAGAGUGACGUGGAACGAAGCGAAGAACGUCCGUGGCCACCUGCUGGGGUACAAGAUAUACGUCAAGCAUUUGGGUCCCUACAGCGGACGAGACAGGAGGUCUCUUGGCAAACGUCACCACGCGGAGGGAAGGGACACGCUUGAGCAACACAAGCUGAGAAACGGGGACUUGUUGGUGGUGGACGUCCACGGUCCGAAGACUUCGGCCGAGGUCACCGGUCUGCGUCUGUUCUCCCAGUAUGAGCUGAGGCUCACAGCCGUCAACAGCAAGGGGGAGAGCCCCAAGUCCCCUCCGGCACAUUUCCACACCCCUGAGGGAGCUCCUGGUCCUCCUGCAUCUUUGAGGUUUGAAAGCCCCACAAAGACCUCCUUGAUUCUUCACUGGGAUCCUCCACAUGAAAUCAAUGGCAAGCUCCAGGGAUAUGUGGUGCAGUACCAGCAAGAGGGAGUGAGUCAUGGCAGCCUGGUGAAGUUGGAGAUAAUACGCGAUCCCAAAGUCAACCACGUCGAACUGAAUGACCUGGACCCCAGCAGCUAUUACACCUUCGAGGUUAUAGCCCGGACGGCUGCAGGAAUGGGUCCUCCCAAGAUACUGAGGGCCGCCACCCUGCUGGAAGGAGUUCCUCCAUCAAACAUCACCGUGGUUUCCAGUAACACCUCGUUCAACCUGAGCUGGGUGCCCGAAGUCCGCCGCAGGAACCACGGCUUCCACAUCCACUACCUCAGGAAAAGCGGCAGCGCCGGCGGUCAGUGGGAGGAGUCGGAGCUGAUCGACUCCACGCAGGGUUUCUAUUCGCUGACGGGUCUCCAACCAGGAACAGAGUACCACCUAAGGAUCCUGCAUGAUAACAGCACUCACUGGCAGGAGGCGUUCCGGACCGUCGGACCAGUGCCGUCAGAGAUGCCGGGCAGGUUCGCCACCCAGGGCUGGUUGAUAGGCCUCCUCAGCGCCAUCUUGCUCCUGAUCUUGAUCCUCCUCAUCCUCUGCCUAAUUAAACGCAGAAGGGGUGGGAAAUACGCAGUGAAGGACAAAGAAAAGAAAGAGAUUGACUUUGACCUUCAGAACAAAGAUGAGACCUUCGGAGAGUACAGAUCCCUGGAGAGCGACGGAGACGAGAAGCGCUCCGACAGCCAGCGGUCUCUGUGCGACGACAGCAAGCUGGGGAGCGAGGACUCCCUGGCCGAAUACGGAGACAGCGUGGACAUCCAGUUCAACGAGGACGGCUCCUUCAUCGGCCAGUACAGCGGCCGCGCCGCCGUUCCCCACGGCAAUGAGAGCUCGGGGCCGGCCUCCCCGGUCAACCCGGUGCCCCCGCCUCCCUUGGCUCCGUCCAUGUCGAGCGUCCUCCGCCGGCCGAGCUAG
Fundulus heteroclitus (mummichog) is the source of this 4355-nucleotide messenger RNA. RefSeq names its product neural cell adhesion molecule L1.1. Bases 483 to 4355 code for a protein of 1290 amino acids. The record is from RefSeq and is a predicted model, not a curated record. Gene Ontology annotation, molecular function: protein binding. Lineage: Eukaryota; Metazoa; Chordata; Actinopteri; Cyprinodontiformes; Fundulidae. Gene Ontology annotation, biological process: cell-cell adhesion. The transcript has 29 exons.